CUCUGUGGGUCCCGCCCGCCUCCUCUGUAUUCUGAUUAGGUUUUUCCUCUCUUUCUAAAGUGAAUUCAUUACUUCUUUCUGCAAUUGAAGGAAGAGGGAGGGGAAUUCAUCAACGAAGCCAUGACAGACUACAAGCAGGAGCAGGACAUGGAAAUCGAAGCCUUGGAAGCAAUCCUUAUGGAUGAGUUCAAAGAAAUUCAUUCAAGCGAAAGUGGUCUGAAUACUUCGAAUCGUUGUUUUGAGAUAACCAUCAGUCCCCAGGACGAUGAGGUAGAUGAUUCAAAUGUCCCGUCAGUACGGCUGGCCUUGAUUUUCUCACACACAGAAAAUUAUCCUGAUGAACCUCCGCUUCUCAAUCUUAAAAGUUUGAAAGGAAUUCACACAUCAGAUCUUAGAGCUCUCAAGGAAAAGCUUGAACAAGAGGCAGCAGAAAAUCUUGGUAUGGCAAUGGUUUACACUUUGGUUACAUCAGCUCAGGAAUGGCUCUCUGAAAGAUUCGCCCAAGAUGCUGGGGAUGAUGAUGAUGAGGAAGAUGAGGCAGCAAAAGACGAGGUUAUUAUACCACAUGGAGAACCUGUUACUGUUGACUCAUUUUUGGCAUGGCGUGAGAGAAUUGAAGCAGAAUUAGCUCUUGAAAGAGCCAAGCUAAUGCCGGAUUCUGCACUUUCUGCUCCAAAGGAGAAAAGACUUUCCGGCAGGCAGUGGUUUGAAAGUGGAAGGGCUUCCGCGAAAGGUGCUGCAGCUGCUGCUGAAGACGAUGAAGAAAUCGACGAAGAUAUUGACUUUGAUGAUGACGAUUUCGAAGUUGAUGAGGAUGACAUGAUCGAGCACUACUUAACUGAACAAAUAGCAUCUUAAAGACGAUUCGAUGGGCGUGAAAUGGUUUUGCUUCUUUAGCACACUAAACGCUAAACCAAAUACUCCACAGAUGGUUUAAGCCUUGGUAAGACCGCACAAUUAUACUCGUCUGGAAUCAAAGCCCUACACGACUUGGUACGCGAAGCGAGUGAAUUCUUUCUGCGAAUUGAGUUGGAGGCUUUCGAUUGCAUUAUAGAACUAUGUAUCAACAAAUUUUGUGAGGCCCUACUAGUGUUGAAACCUUGAAUUUGUAACAUCUGUAUCAAGGUGUUCAUAUUACUAGUAUAUUUGAUUUUGCUCUCUAUUGCAUCAUCAGUUUAUUUGAUAAGUAGUAAAUGUACUAUACUUUGUUAUU
Messenger RNA from Salvia hispanica, 1213 nucleotides. RefSeq names its product Ubiquitin-conjugating enzyme family protein. NCBI's taxonomy places the organism in Eukaryota, Viridiplantae, Streptophyta, Magnoliopsida, Lamiales, Lamiaceae. Gene Ontology annotation, molecular function: protein binding. The record is from RefSeq and is a predicted model, not a curated record.